CAGAGAAUCUAGGCUUGAAAGUUUCUCAUUUAACAUGGAAGAUGAGUUCUUUGGAGAAAAAAGCUUCCAACAUUAUUGUGCAGAAUUCAUCAAACAUUCACAACAGAUAGGCGAUGGUUGGGAAUGGAAAACAGCCAAGGACUGUUCUGAUGGCUACAUGUGCAAAACACAGUUUCAAAUAAAAAAUGGGACAACAACCUCACAUAGGGGAACACCUGCCAGUGUACACACAUGUCUUCCAACAGAGGAGAAUUUAGAGCUAACAGUGGAUGAUUCCGAAGUGAUGGAGUCUGCAGCAGCAUCCCAAGUGAUUAAAUACGAGUAUCAUGUCGUAUACUCCUGCAGCUACCAAGUACCCGUUCUUUACUUUAGGGCAAGCUUUUUAGAUGGGAGACCUUUAGCCCUGAAGGAUAUAUGGGAAGGAGUCCACGAAUGCUAUAAGACACGUCUGCUGCAGGGACCAUGGGACACCAUUACCCAGCAGUGGCGUACAUGCUUGGGUCUGUUCCAUUCAGUUGGCUGUGCUCCUGUACCAGCUUUACUCAGAGAAUUGAUAGAACAUCCUAUACUUGGGCAACCAUUCUUUGUUCUACAUCCCUGCAAGACAAAUGAAUUCAUGACUGCUGUGCUGAAAAAUCCACAGAAAAUCAAUAGAAAUGUCAACUACAUCACAUCAUGGCUGAGCAUCAUGGGGCCAGUUGUUGGUCUGAAUCUUCCUCUGAGCUAUGCUAAAGCAACAUCGCAGGAUGAGUGAUUUGUUGACAAGAAAGAUCUCCUGCUGGUCCGGAAGCUGCAGCAUGAUGGACACCAAGAGUGUACCUGAGGAGCCUUGGUGUUUAUGCAUAUGGGACUGCAGUAUCUCAAGUCACCAAGAUUUGAUGCAGAUUUCUUUCCUUGGGAAGAAACGUCUGCAAACCUGUUUGGAAUAAGUUGUUUGGAAGGACCACAUCGCAGAUUCAUAUCACUAUACAUAGCAAAAAUGCAUCUAAUUCAGUGACAUUGCAAUGCUGAAUGACUGUUCUCACACAUUUUCCUCUAGGCAGAGUUCCUUUUCUGUUGUGGAGAUUGAUGGAGAAAUAUAUUUGUGUGUGUGGUCUCACAAAAAAA
Messenger RNA from Cricetulus griseus (Chinese hamster), 1107 nucleotides. The record is from RefSeq and is a predicted model, not a curated record. NCBI's taxonomy places the organism in Eukaryota, Metazoa, Chordata, Mammalia, Rodentia, Cricetidae.